Messenger RNA from Mesorhabditis spiculigera, 426 nucleotides. The record is from the annotation of a GenBank genome assembly. NCBI's taxonomy places the organism in Eukaryota, Metazoa, Nematoda, Chromadorea, Rhabditida, Rhabditidae.
AUGCGGGGAGUCGAGCACGAUCGGUUGUGGAAUCAGCUGGAGGCCGAAAUCCACCUUCAUCGUCAUAAGACCGUCAUCAGGGCUUGUCGUGGCCGUGGACAAACGAAAGGCUUGGCUUGUCCGAAUACGGCUUGGGAUCGGACGCUCAACGGCAUCGAUUUGCGGACCGUGAAGCAUCAAGAAGCCGUCGAGAUCUUGUCCACUCAGCAAGGCGACCUGGAGCUGGAAUUGGUGUUUGUUUCGCCGGAUGAGGACUCGGAUGACGAUGGCACGGUGAUGAUCGAAGAUGCUGAUGGGACGCUAUUCAACAUGUACAACAACAACAAUCUGAACAGCGUGGCGACGGGCAGCACCGGGGCGGCGAGCAGCGAGCCACAGUCGAGCUCAAGGUCUUCGACGUCUUCUCGACCAAAUUCUGGAGGCCUC